This is a messenger RNA of Malurus melanocephalus (red-backed fairy wren), 660 nucleotides long. It is a transcript of the gene MPC2, whose product is annotated as mitochondrial pyruvate carrier 2. The coding region runs from base 75 to 458 and encodes 127 amino acids. Gene Ontology annotation, biological process: pyruvate import into mitochondria. NCBI's taxonomy places the organism in Eukaryota, Metazoa, Chordata, Aves, Passeriformes, Maluridae. The transcript is spliced from 5 exons. Gene Ontology annotation, molecular function: pyruvate transmembrane transporter activity. The record is from RefSeq and is a predicted model, not a curated record. Gene Ontology annotation, cellular component: mitochondrial inner membrane.
CGCAACGCGGCCCCCGCUCGGUCCCCGUUCGCCCCUCAGUCUCCUCUCGGCCCCCGCUCGCCCCGUCCCUCGCCAUGGCGGCCGGCGUCGCGGGGCUCCGCGCCUCCUACCACCGCAUGCUCGACCGCAUCGAGCUUAUGCUGCCGCCGCGAUUCCGGCCCUUCUACAACCACCCAGCGGGUCCCAAAACAGUGUUUUUCUGGGCACCUAUUAUGAAAUGGGGUUUGGUGGGUGCUGGACUGGCUGACAUGGCCAGACCAGCAGAAAAGCUCAGCACAGCACAGUCUGCAGUACUWAUGGCCACAGGCCUUAUUUGGUCACGGUACUCUCUAGUUAUUAUUCCUAAAAACUGGAGUCUGUUCGCUGUGAACUUCUUUGUUGGCUGUGCUGGUGGCUCCCAGCUCUACCGAAUAUGGAGGUAUAAACGGGAACUAAAAGCAAAAGAGCAGCCACAGUGAAAACAGACUUAACCCAACAGGUCAAAUCUAUCAACGCACAAACCCAUCCCCAUGGGACCUAGCUUAACUAACUUUAAUGUUUUCUUUUUUCCUCUGAAAAAAUGGAACAGGUAAUUUAAAUAUUUAGAGAACAAAUGUUUUCUAAGUGCAAAUAACAAAGUAUCUCCACACAUUUAAAUAAAGGGCGACCUUUUAAAAUGAA